CCCGCGCCAUUUUCGGAUGCUCUGGCCUGGGUCAAGACAGCUCCGUCACACUGACCCUCGUCUCGCAGUCCGGCCAGAUGGUCAGUCUGGGCACCUGCACGCGGACUCUGACCUGCACCCUCAGGCACACGGCGGUCAGCAGCCUCGUGCGGCCAGCGGCCACCUUUGUCAGCAUGGAGCUGUACGCCACUAGAGCUAUGGCCGGCAGACUAGUCUGCUCCCAGGUCUCCAGCAACGGCGCCACGGAUUCCGCCAACUGCGACCACGAUGUUGUGUCUCCCUUUGAAAUGAUGGAGAUCAAUGUCAAUACAAACCUCGAGGACUGGACCUUGACUGCUGACUUCUCCACCUCAAAAGUCUUUUCUGCCCUUGGCGUUUAUGAUGUGGACAUCCGGGAGAACAUCGCUGGGAUUUCUGACGUCUACUUUCAUCGCCUGAGUUCCACGACUACACAAACUUCCCUGACGGCGUACAACUUGAGUUCAACUGAGUACUACAGGGGAAAGCUGACUGCCAAGUGGUCGAUGCCCAGCAGAGGCGGUAACUACUAUUACACAGCAGACCUCGUCCCUUCCAGACAAACAGGAGUGAGAAUUCACCCGAAGAAUGAUGGAUGGAUGAACAUACUAGAACCAGAGCCACCACAAACAAACUGUCCCCUGACCUUUAUUCCGGAAGUGGGCCCGUUCAACUGUCAAUGUAGCACGAAGUCGUUGGGAAGGCCAGCCGGCAGACUGCAGUGGCUUGUGGGAAAUGACGUCAUUGCCUCUGGCGGAUAUGGCGUCACGGAGCUGCAGCUGCCCACGAACCGCGUGAACCGGAUGCACGAUGGCAUGCAAAUCAUUUGCCAGUUGGACUGGGUGGUCAAGCAACAUGUGUUUGUGACAGGCAGUGUGGCGUACGGUCCGAAAGAUCUGAGAAUUAAGGUUCAUUCGAAAAACUGUCUGGUCAUCGCGACAUGCACCGUGGACGACGUGAAACCCUUCUCAAGUGACCUGGUGCAGUGGGGUGGGCUGUGUCAAGGGCAGCGAGGGACCGUCUGCACGUUCACGUCUCGAGGCGAGGAAGAUAAUGGGAAGGAGGUCACGUGCACAGUCAUCAACCAAGCUAAUAAUGGACACACCGUCAGUUCCAGGGCGAAGGUGACGGUCUCAGCUUGCGGAGAUAAAGGCAAUGAUGUGGCCGCCAAUAACACUGUCAUCGUUGUCCAGUCUGACAGUGUCAUCGUGUCCAAGAGCGUGGCUAUCAGCUUCAGCGUGAGCUUGAGUAUCACCGUGGCCAUCGAGUUGUUCCUACGUGUGGGCCUAAAGUGGAUUACAAAAGGCAGGAGAAGAGAUAACAAUCAAGGUAGAAAUGACGGCUCUUCAAUCUGGACCUCACAGGCAUGAUCAGGACUCAGGCAUCAAGUUAAGGAAGAAUAAAGAUAAAAAACGCUGAAGAAAAUAAACGAAGAAGAAGGGCACUGCGAAAGGAUACUCGAUUUCAAUGGCCCGAGAGUAGCACUACAGUUUGUACUGUGACCAUUCAGCACAAGGACGGAAAAUAUGAGAUAGGCGGCACUUUAUAAAACUGAAAACACUUGAGAUUUAUUGAUUUGAGUUCCUUUGAAGAAAAUUUGUAAAAAACAACAACAAACCAAAUCCAAAACAAAUAAUAA
Pomacea canaliculata is the source of this 1657-nucleotide messenger RNA. RefSeq lists its product as uncharacterized. The transcript is spliced from 7 exons. NCBI's taxonomy places the organism in Eukaryota, Metazoa, Mollusca, Gastropoda, Architaenioglossa, Ampullariidae. The record is from RefSeq and is a predicted model, not a curated record. The coding region runs from base 78 to 1388 and encodes 436 amino acids.